UCACCUUUACAAUGCCCAAGGCAGCACUUGUGAUCUUCUCUCUUGUGGCGACUGCGUGGGCUGCUCCUGACGGCGGCUACAGCUACCGGACAACAGCACCAAUCGCUCGGCAACCCAAGUACCUGUCGGCGCCCGCCCGGUACAACUACCAGUGGGGCGUCAAUGACCAGUACUCCGGCAAUUUCUACGGGCAGAGGGAACAACGUGAUGGUGAUAAUACUCUAGGGAGUUACUACGUUCAGUUCCCUGACUCUCGCCUCAUGAGGGUCGAGUAUUACGUCGACGCCACAGGUUACCAUCCCACCAUUACUUUCGAGGAGGAGGCUAAAUAUCCAAAUACCCGCGGCCAGACGUAUGCCAAGCCUGCCCGUGUCCUCUCUCAGGCUUAUGCACGUGGCAAAUAAGUGGAUCUGAUGUUGGUCUUCUGUAAUUAAUGUAAACUGGCCGAUAAAUUGAUUUUUAUUUGCAGAACUCACUUUACAUAGGUGUUCUUUUGAGUAAUGAGCUAUAUAUAAUUACUGAUGUUUAUAAUGCAUAGAUAUGUUUAUAUCUAUAUGUUACUGUAAUGUUUGGUUAGCAGGUGGCCGUAUGUUAAAAAGUAAGUGAAGAAAAAAAUAAAGCAUAGUAUAAGAAAAUAUUUUUGUUUCUGAAAUUUCAAUUGCCACAAUUUAUGUAGACUUCUUACUCUAAGUAAUGUUAAUUAAAAUAAAAUUAAAUCAAAAUAA
This is a messenger RNA of Penaeus chinensis, 725 nucleotides long. RefSeq names its product pro-resilin-like. The record is from RefSeq and is a predicted model, not a curated record. NCBI's taxonomy places the organism in Eukaryota, Metazoa, Arthropoda, Malacostraca, Decapoda, Penaeidae. Gene Ontology annotation, cellular component: extracellular matrix. The transcript has 3 exons. Bases 12 to 404 code for a protein of 130 amino acids.